GGAGGCGGGGCCUCCCAGGCGGCUGUGGCCCGGAUGUCCGGGCGCUGCGGCCGGAUCGGCUGAUCCCGGAGCUUCUGCAGGGAAACCAGCCAGCGGCCAAUGGCAUGCCUUGGACUUUAUUGUGGGAAGACCCUAUUAUUUAAAAAUGGCUCAACGGAAAUAUAUGGAGAAUGUGGGGUGUGUCCAAGAGGACAGAGAACAAAUGCACAGAAAUACUGUCAGCCUUGCACAGAGUCUCCCGAGCUGUAUGACUGGCUCUAUCUUGGGUUUAUGGCCAUGCUUCCUCUUGUUUUACAUUGGUUCUUCAUUGAAUGGUACUCGGGCAAAAAGAGCUCCAGCGCACUUUUCCAACACAUCACUGCAUUAUUUGAAUGCAGCGUGGCAGCUAUUGUCACCUUACUUGUGAGUGACCCAGUCGGUGUUCUGUACAUCCGUUCGUGUCGAGUAUUGAUGCUCUCGGAUUGGUACACAAUGCUUUACAACCCAAGUCCGGAUUACGUUACCACUGUGCACUGUACUCAUGAAGCCGUCUACCCACUAUACACCAUUGUAUUUAUCUAUUAUGCAUUCUGCUUGGUAUUAAUGAUGCUGCUCCGACCUCUUCUGGUAAAGAAGAUUGCCUGCGGGUUAGGGAAGUCCGAUCGAUUUAAAAGUAUUUAUGCUGCACUUUACUUCUUCCCAAUUUUAACUGUGCUCCAGGCAGUUGGCGGAGGCCUUUUAUAUUAUGCCUUCCCGUAUAUUAUAUUAGUAUUAUCUCUGGUUACUCUGGCUGUGUACAUGUCGGCUUCUGAAAUAGAGAACUGCUAUGAUCUUCUGAUGAGAAAGAAAAGACUCAUUGUUCUCUUCAGCCACUGGUUGCUUCAUGCCUAUGGAAUAAUCUCCAUCUCCAGAGUGGAUAAACUCGAGCAGGAUUUACCCCUCCUGGCCUUGGUGCCCACACCAGCCCUUUUUUACUUGUUCACGGCAAAAUUCACUGAACCUUCCCGCAUACUCUCAGAAGGAGCCAAUGGACACUGAAUAUAAAAUGCCAAAAAACCUAAGAAGUGUUCUUAAUAAAAAAGUGAAGAAAUAAAAAAUGUAUUAGUACUCUUCUCUCAUACGUGGGAAUAAGAUUGUCAGUAUAUCUAAGGCUUUCGGUUGGUGGUUUUUUUUUGACGUAAUAAACAUUAUGGUUGGACUUGAAAAGUACAAAAUGCCACACUACUCUGUUACAUAGUGUAACACGUGAUACACUUAGAGCACACUAUUAGAUUAUGCUAGAAGCCUAUUAGGAAGCUCUUGCCUCACAACAAUUUAGUUAUUCUGUAGCACAAAAUCAUGUUUCUGUGUACCCAGCAAUGUGCUGUUCCCAUUUUUAUUAAGAAAAACUUUAACAAGUAUAGUCUGCAAUCCUUAGCAUUGGCAUAAUCGUGCAUGCUCAUUGUGUUCCAACUUGUUUUUCAAGUAUAAUGAAUUAUAAAGACAAAAGUACUUGUGGGGUCUGAGAAAACGUGGAAAUAAAGUAUGUUGUUUUUUGUUAUCUAUUUAUUUUCGCCAGUACAGUAUUUUGAUCUAUUACAAAAAUAGAGCAUAAUUUAUAUAACAGGUCUUCUGUUUAUAGGUAGUUUGGUUGAAGACAUCUUCAGAUUAUUCCUGUAAAGAAAACCAAUGAAAAGCUUAACUACAAAAAAUCUCAAAUGUUCUGACACUUAAUUGUAUUUUGCCGCACCAGUUGUGAGAAUAAUUCAAAAUAUUAAGUAGUAAGAUUAGUGUUUCUUUCCCAAACGAAUAAAUACAUGUACUCACAUA
This is a messenger RNA of Equus caballus (horse), 1788 nucleotides long. RefSeq names its product JNK1/MAPK8 associated membrane protein (gene JKAMP). Gene Ontology annotation, cellular component: membrane. Gene Ontology annotation, molecular function: ubiquitin protein ligase binding. The record is from RefSeq and is a predicted model, not a curated record. NCBI's taxonomy places the organism in Eukaryota, Metazoa, Chordata, Mammalia, Perissodactyla, Equidae. Gene Ontology annotation, biological process: response to unfolded protein.